UCAUAAGAGUUAUAUAUAAGCACAGUCACAUAAACACGUCUUACGUAUUAUUUUGUUGGCACAACAAGGUCAAGUACGAGUUCUCAGUUGCUAUUUGACUUUCUACGAGUAUAUAUCAUUGUCUUUUACUGAAGAUUUCAUAUCAAGCGUUUUCGAAGAUUUUAAAACAAGUGUAACAACAAAGAAACUGCAAGACGCACAAAGGAAAAUCGUUGCAUUUUUUGUAAUCGAUACAUAUCUCAACAUGAAGUUCUCAAGUGAUGCGGCAUACUUGGUGGAGUAUGAUUAUGGCACCCGAUUUUUGAGAUGCCGAAAAUGUGAUCAUUAUUUCCCUUCUCUCUUGGAUUGGGAGGAUCAUCAUUUUCAUUAUCAUAUGAAACUUAAAUAUAUGUGUACUCACUGUGACUACAGAUAUCUCAACAAGAUGAGCUUAGUAGUACAUAUGCAAGUCAAGCAUAAUAAACAGUGGUUUUAUUGUUUUAUGUGUGAAAUUAUGUUCUUUUACCCUAAUGCUAUAAUAGCACAUAUACAAAACGUACAUUCAACAGCUACAAAUCCUUUUGAGUAUGAAUGUAAUCGAUGUAUACCACCGAGGAAACAACCCAAUUUCUAUACGUUACUUCACGAACACAAAUAUGAUCAUGCUGAGCCUGGCACCUGGUUUAUCUGCCGUAUUUGCGGUAAGGAGUGUGACAAUGCUAAACAACUAAGUAUCCAUAGAGCUACUCACUAUGAUGCACAAAAACGCAUAUGCACACAUUGUAAGAAAAGUUUUUCCUGCUUAGUUAAUCUUAAGAGGCAUAUAAGCGAAUAUCACAAAAGAUUUCCAUGUCCAAACUGUUUUGAUGGUUACUCUGUUGAAAUGAAAAAAGACUUGCAAUUACAUAUAAAAUAUAACCAUGAAACAAAAUUACUGUAGAUACACACAGUCAUUGAACAUGCAUGCUUAUACAUACAAAUAGAUAAGAUUUUAAGUGCAAAUAUGACUUAAUGGCACAUACUAAACUUUAUAGAUCGUACCGCAUACAGUAAAUUCUUUGACAAUAUCUAGAAAAUGGAUAAAUGUGACAUUACUAGUAAAAUGUGUAUUAUCUUUGGUAUUCUUACAUGUAUGCUGGAAGCCGUAAAUAUAGAUGGUAUAAUCAGAAAAAAGAUAAUCUCCUCUUUCUACAAAACUAAACAUGUACAAUGUUUUUCACAUAAAUUAUGGUUUUUUAGAAAUUUAUACACAUAUAUAUAUACAAUAUACAGGGUGUCCG
This is a messenger RNA of Pseudomyrmex gracilis, 1259 nucleotides long. Its product is annotated as gastrula zinc finger protein XlCGF44.2-like. Gene Ontology annotation, molecular function: DNA-binding transcription factor activity, RNA polymerase II-specific; RNA polymerase II transcription regulatory region sequence-specific DNA binding. The transcript has 5 exons. Lineage: Eukaryota; Metazoa; Arthropoda; Insecta; Hymenoptera; Formicidae. Gene Ontology annotation, cellular component: nucleus. Bases 245 to 919 code for a protein of 224 amino acids. Gene Ontology annotation, biological process: regulation of transcription by RNA polymerase II. The record is from RefSeq and is a predicted model, not a curated record.